ACUCUGACACCGUGUCCUCCUGCCUGGGAGAGGGGAAGCCGAUCGGAGGACAUCUCAGUGGCCAGACCAGAAACCUCCUACCCCCAGAAUGGACAGGGGCUCCAGCUUCUGGCCCCCCCUUGGACUAAACCUGCUGCUGCUCCUUCUGGCACUGCCGCUUGGGAGCCAGGCCGCCGCAGAAUGCUACGGGAUCCCCGGGAUGCCAGGGCUGCCCGGGGCCCCAGGGAAGGAUGGGCAUGAUGGACUGCAAGGGCCCAAGGGUGAACCAGGAAUCCCAGCUAUUCCUGGGACACGAGGACCCAAGGGUCAGAAGGGAGAAGCUGGCACACCUGGCUUUCCUGGGAAAAAUGGCCCCAUGGGAGCCGCUGGGCUUCCGGGGGCUCCCGGACUCAUGGGCCCCCCCGGGGAGCCGGGAGAGGAGGGCAGAUACAAGCAGAAGCACCAGUCAGUGUUCACGGUCACACGGCAGACAGUCCUGCCCCCGGCACAGAACAGCCUGGUCAAGUUCAACACGGUCAUCACUAACCCGCAGGGGGAUUAUAACACGAGCACGGGCAAGUUCACCUGCAAAGUCCCCGGCCUUUACUACUUCGUCCACCACACAUCACAUACGGCCAACCUGUGCGUGCAGCUGUACCGCGACAAUGUGCAGGUGACCAUCUUCUGUGACCACAUGUCCAGCAACAGGCAGGUCAGCUCCGGCGGUGUGCUGCUGCGGCUGCAGGAGGGCGCGCAGGUGUGGCUGGGGGUCAACGACUACAACGGCAUGGUGGGCACCGAGGGCUCUGACAGCGUCUUCUCCGGCUUCCUGCUCUUCCCCGACUAGGGGAGCAGGCCUGCUCCAGCCCCAGGCUACCCCACCUCCCUCAGCUUCCCUGCCUGGACAUGCUGUGCCGCAUCCUUGCUCAGGCAUUCUCCCCACCUAAUGGACUCCUCCUCCAGGAAGUCCACCCUGACACCCAUCCCGUGAGUUCUCUCCCUUCUCUGAGUUCCUGCAGGAAUCACUGCCUUGACACUUACCCAACACCUCUGGUACUAUCAUUACUUUUCUCUAAGUCUUGGAAGACUGAAAGGUAUAUGAAUAAAUAAUUAAAUCAAUAAAUGUG
Messenger RNA from Miniopterus natalensis, 1106 nucleotides. RefSeq names its product complement C1q C chain (gene C1QC). The record is from RefSeq and is a predicted model, not a curated record. Gene Ontology annotation, molecular function: protein binding. Lineage: Eukaryota; Metazoa; Chordata; Mammalia; Chiroptera; Miniopteridae.